This is a messenger RNA of Phragmites australis (common reed), 866 nucleotides long. Its product is annotated as probable nucleoside diphosphate kinase 5. The record is from RefSeq and is a predicted model, not a curated record. Bases 68 to 613 code for a protein of 181 amino acids. NCBI's taxonomy places the organism in Eukaryota, Viridiplantae, Streptophyta, Magnoliopsida, Poales, Poaceae. Gene Ontology annotation, biological process: UTP biosynthetic process; CTP biosynthetic process; GTP biosynthetic process. Gene Ontology annotation, molecular function: nucleoside diphosphate kinase activity. The transcript has 5 exons.
CCCUGUUGAGCAAGGCUUCAGACAGAGAGCGCGCCGACGUCUCUCUAUCUCCUCCGCGCCGCCGCAGAUGGCCGGAGCCACUUCGCAGGCAGCGCGCUCUGUCGUCAUCCGCUGGCUGCCUCCACUACUACUCCUCUUCCACGGGUGCUGGAGCUGUGGGGCUGUCGAGAGGGAGAGGACGCUGGCUAUGAUCAAACCGGAUGGUCUGUCAGGUAACUACACGGAGAAAAUCAAGGAGGCCGUAUUGGAGUCUGGAUUUGAUAUCGUCAAAGAGGCCGAGGUCAAGCUUGAUGCUGAGAGGGCAUCUCUGUUCUAUGCGGAGCAUUCUGGGAGAAGUUUCUUCGAUAGCCUGGUGAAGUAUAUGACGAGUGGUCCAGUUCUUGUUAUGGUUCUGGAAAGGCCUGAUGCCAUCUCACAGUGGCGAGCUUUGAUUGGGCCAACUGAUGCAAGAAAGGCUAAAAGUUAUCAUCCAAACAGCAUUAGAGCAAUGUGUGGGUUGGACUCAGAGAAAAAUUGUGUGCAUGGUUCAGAUUCAAUGGAAUCUGCAGCAAGGGAAAUUUCAUUUUUCUUUGGAGAUGCUAGUUCUGAAACUGUGGAACAUGACGAGCUGUAGACACUAGACAGGUAUCUGUCAAGGCUGAUAAUAUGAAACUUGAUGACUCCCUCAAACUCUUGGUUGGUGAAAACUUAGGUGCAUCAGAUGAGGCUAGUCGGCUCCACAUUACAUGUCUUCACUUGAUCUCUUCGUCUGAGAAAUUGACCUGCAGAUUGUGGUUGACAAUUACUCAUUCAUAGUGAUUGUUGUAUUCCGAUGAAAAAUAUAAUUGACUGCACUGCACACAAAUAGAUCAUAGAAUUUAUACUCA